AUGCCCCUGGUCAUCUUGGUCGGCUUCGCUUUUCUAUAUAGUAGAAACAAUGGUCAACUUUCUUCUGCUCAAACUCAAUUAGCCGUUCUCCUUUCCCUCCCGUCAUUGCAGUACCUUUAUCUUUAUAAUAGUCAUUUAAGUGGAGAAAUCCAUGAAUUUCCAAAUGCAUCCUCCUCUGUUCUGGAAAUACUUUAUUUGAGCAAUAACCAUCUAAAAGGAUCGAUCCCCCGGUCUAUCUUUAAACUCAAUAGGCUUUCACAACUCUCACUUUCUUCCAACUCCUUCAGUGGGACCAUUAAUAUCAAAGCGGUAAAUGGACUUCCUAGGCUAACCACCCUUGACCUUUCAGACAACAAAAUUGAAGGGGAAAUACCAAAUUGGGUUUGGACAGUUGCAAAACUGAAUCUUUCUCACAAUCUCUUUGAGUCACUGGAAAAACCUUAUUAUAUAUCUACUACUUCUAUUGUCAUUGAAUUGAGUUUCAACAGGAUCAAGGGCAAUCCACCGUUUCUACCAGAUCGCUUUGCAAACUGGAAAAGUAGUAUUACUUACUUUUCAAUUGCCAAUAAUGAAUUUACGGGAUCAAUAUCUUCUUCCAUAUGCAGUCUAGAUCAGCUUCAAUUCCUUGAUAUGUCAAAUAACUCCACAAGCGGAAAAAUACCUCCCUGUCUAAUCCAAAUGCUGGCUACAAGUCUCGUAGUGUUGAAUAUAGCGAGAAACAAUCUAAGUGGUACUGUUCCUGAUAAAUUUCCGCUGAAUUGUAGCUUGGAAACUUUAGAUCUCAGCAACAAUAUGUUAGAAGGGAAAGUUCCAAGCUCCUUGCAAAGAUGUGAACCUUUGCAAGUUUUAAACAUUGGAAUCAACAAGAUCAAAGAUACAUUCCCGUGCAUGUUGAAGAAAUUAUACAGUUUUCAUGUCCUAGUCAUAAGGUCGAACAAGUUCUACAGGAAUCUCCAGUGUUCUGCUGCUAAUCAAACCUGGUCAAGGCUUCAAAUUGUGGAUCUUGCUUACAAUAAUUUCAGCGAUGCUUUGCUACCGCAUUACUUCUCGAGCUGGGAAGGCAUGAUGCAGGGCAACAAUCCAUACCCAUGGGAGCAGUACUUAAGUGCUGAUAAUCUGUAUCAAGACAAGGUGACUUUAACUAUCAAAGGUCUAACAGUGGAAUAUGUGAAAAUUCUUGUAGUUUUAACUUCCAUUGAUUUCUCUUGCAACAACUUUCAAGGGGAGAUACCUGAGACAUUGGGAGAUCUCAAAUCACUAAUCCAUCUUAACUUCUCGCACAAUGCUUUGACUGGAAGAAUACCAAAUGCCCUUGGAAAUUUGACUCAGCUUGAAUCCUUAGAUUUCUCAGUUAACCAUUUACAUGGGAGGAUUCCAGACGAGCUCGUGAGUCUCACAUUUCUUGCUUUCUUGAACCUAUCUUUUAAUCAACUAUCUGGUAGGAUUCCAAGUGGUAACCAACUUCAGACGUUCUCAGCGAAUUCCUUUGAAGGGAACACAGGGUUGUGCGAUUUACCUUUAAAGAAAACGUGCAGUGAAACCAAAGUGAAUGGAUCAUCACAGUUACUUAGCAGCCAUUCUGAACAUGAAAUUGAAGGGAAAAUAUAAGUUUUGCCUUGGGAUCUUCUGUUGGCUUUGGCAUCAUAAUCUGGCUGCUUUUGCAUAGUCAAAGAUACAAUGAGCUCCUUGAUAGACUUCUUUUCAGAAUGUUGGAUCGACACAAAAAAAGGCGCAUGA
Solanum verrucosum is the source of this 1737-nucleotide messenger RNA. RefSeq names its product receptor-like protein 12. The coding region runs from base 1 to 1608 and encodes 535 amino acids. The transcript has a single exon. The record is from RefSeq and is a predicted model, not a curated record. Gene Ontology annotation, molecular function: protein binding. NCBI's taxonomy places the organism in Eukaryota, Viridiplantae, Streptophyta, Magnoliopsida, Solanales, Solanaceae.